This is a messenger RNA of Enterobius vermicularis (human pinworm), 1527 nucleotides long. The record is from the annotation of a GenBank genome assembly. Lineage: Eukaryota; Metazoa; Nematoda; Chromadorea; Rhabditida; Oxyuridae.
AUGGUUCAUGUUCUCGAACUUCGAAGUGCAUUUCGUCCGUCGGGAACUAUACGUCCAUUAACAUUCUGUACACGUCAUUCGGGCUCUUGUAUUCUUACCUAUUUUGACCCUGCGGCUGCUACGUACAUUGGUUACCUUCCGGAAGAUGUUUCCAAACAGUCAAUAUUGUAUUUGAUUCAUCCCUGUGACGCAGUACAGAUGAAGCAAAUUCAUGCAGAACUGGUACUGCAACGAGGUGGAAUUGUUAAACAACAACGUUUACGUUGGAUUGCCUACAAUGGAAGCAUCAUUCAUUCUGUAACUGAGUGGUCAGCCUUUUGGAAUCCGUGGUCUAGAAAACUGGAUGUAAUCGUUGGUAGGCAUACAGUGACGGAACAUCCUGUUGGUAAUGCUAAUGUUCUUUGCGAGGAAAACGAUCAACGUGUAAUUGCACCAUUAAAUGGAUUUACUGUUAAAGCUUUAGAGGCCGAGAUAUGUGCUGUAGUCUAUAAGUAUGCAGCAACGUCAGUUCAACAGGCGAAGUACUGUCACGCACCUUUGGCACAUCAGAAGACCGAUUACACGGCAGAUGCUUUGGCCGGUAAACAUCUUGGCACAUACAUAGAUAACCUCGUCGAGACGUUAGUCAUUAACGCCGGGAACCAAGCAACAAAAUGUUCAGCAGCUGCUGCUACAAAUUUGCAGCCAAUGCCUAGUCCAGCCGAUUUGUCGACCAGCAACAAUUCUCAUUCUCCAUUGCUAUCUUAUAGUCAGAUAAACUGUUUGGAAAAUGUGCACCGUCUGUUGAAAAGUCAUCCAAGGACGGAACCGUCUAGUGGUACCAGCACACCAACCAAAAAUUCGCCAAACGGUGACUCAGAUAGCUCUUUGCCGGUGCUCGAAGAAGAAAGUACUGACAGGAAAGUACUGGAUGACGGUAUCGCAAUGCCGUUAACACGGGAACUGUUACAACAGCAUACUCGCCGGUGGGAGCAGGAGUAUCGUGAUACGUGGCGAAGACGUUUGAACCUUAAACGAUGCAUGCAGAUAACAUCGGUUCCUUUGCCCCUACCUUUGCCAGUUGAUAAACGUCGUUCAGCAUUUGUUUCUGUGAAAACCACAUCUUCGCCGAAUCAUUUGAGAAGCAAAUCACUUCUCGAGCUUCCACAACCGAUCAACCUGUGCAUCAAUGAUCCGGCGACAGCUUCAUCACCGAUUGAUGUUUCGGAGCAUUCUCAACGCCUGCUCAUUCAGGCUGCAUUAAGGAACAAUUCUCAACAACAACAAAAACUACAGCACCAGCAGCUACAAAAAAACGAACCAUUAAUGAUUCCAGCAACUGGAAAUCUGUUAUAUAAUCUCUCCGAUUGGAAAUCGGAACAGUGUUAUGAACGUUUGGACAGUUGUGCAGCACAUUUAAUUAGUCUUUCUCAGCGUAGCAAAGAUUUACAACAACAGCUUGAACAACAACAUCUCUGCUCACCAUUAUCAAAAUCACCAGUUGAGGAAGCAACCGAUGCUUUAAUGUUGUUGCAGGACACCGUGUAA